CACGCCUUGCAUUGGCCGGCACAAAACAAAGACGAAGAAGAACCGAAUGCACUGGAUGAGAAUUUACCAGAAGAGAGCCGUGAUUUUUUUUCCCACUCCUCUCAUGCAUUCCCGUUUUUAAGGAGGCGAUAGUGCUUUUAUUUAUUGCGAACACUUGUUUGGCUGUGUGAUUUUUGAACAUCAAGUCAACCGAAGAAGGAAGCGACCAACACCACAACGGGGAGGGGGAGAAGAAGCUGCCAGAGCAGCUAGCGCCAGGUUGCUGAAAUCUUUCUUCCAUCAGCGUCCUGAUGGUGUGUUUGUCGAGUUGAAGAAGCCCACCAGUCGCAGUGUGUCUCAUCUUCCCAAGCCGACAUGUCCAUCGCCAACACGCCCACCAGCAACGACGCCUGCCUGAGCAUCGUGCACAGCCUUAUGUGCCACCGGCAGGGCGGCGAGAGCGAGAGUUUUGCCAAGCGGGCCAUCGAGAGCCUGGUGAAGAAGCUCAAGGAGAAGAAGGAUGAGCUGGACUCUCUUAUCACCGCCAUCACCACCAACGGCGCCCAUCCUAGCAAGUGCGUCACCAUCCCCAGGACACUGGAUGGACGUCUGCAGGUGGCGGGUCGCAAGGGUUUCCCACAUGUGGUCUAUGCCAAGCUGUGGCGCUGGCCCGACCUGCACAAGAAUGAACUGAAACAUGUCAAAUACUGCCAGUAUGCUUUCGACCUCAAGGCCGACAGCGUUUGCGUCAAUCCUUAUCACUACGAACGGGUGGUCUCUCCUGGCAUAGAUAUAUCAGGACUGAAUCUAACAGGCUCCAGGCCCGGCUCUGCGCUGAUGGUCAAAGAUGAGCAUGAUUUUGACGGCCCCCAGAGCCUGCCCCCCAUGGACGAAGGCCGCUCCAUGCAAACCAUCCAACACCCUCCAUCAGGGGGCCUCCCGGGACCGUCUGACUUAUUUGCCCCUACCAGCAUGCUUCCUCCCGCCGACGCGUCCACUUCUGCCUCCACGUCGUCGUUCCCCACUGUCGCCACAGGAUCGGCCAGUGGCAAUACUGUCUGGUCAAGGAACAGCAGCUUCACCCCCAACACGCCGCACCACAGCAACGGUCACCUGCAGCAUCACCCUCCCAUGCCUCAGCCGGCACACUACUGGUCAGUCCAUGAUGAGUUUCCAUUUCAGCCUCCCAUAUCUAAUCAUCCUGCUCCAGACUACUGGUGCUCCAUUGCCUACUUUGAGAUGGACCUGCAGGUGGGCGAGACCUUCAAGGUACCGUCGUCGUGCCCCGUCGUGACCGUGGACGGUUACGUAGACCCGUCGGGCGGCGACCGCUUUUGUCUGGGUCAGCUCAGCAACGUCCAUCGCACAGAAGCCAUCGAGAGAGCCAGACUUCAUAUCGGCAAAGGCGUACAGCUGGAGUGCAAAGGCGAGGGCGACGUUUGGGUGCGCUGCCUCAGCGACCAUGCCGUCUUCGUGCAGAGCUACUACCUGGACCGCGAGGCCGGACGAGCGCCCGGCGACGCCGUCCAUAAGAUUUACCCCAGCGCUUACAUUAAGGUGUUCGACUUGCGUCAGUGUCACAGACAAAUGCAGCAACAGGCGGCAACCGCUCAAGCGGCGGCUGCGGCGCAGGCAGCUGCAGUGGCAGGAAACAUCCCAGGACCCGGCUCGGUGGGAGGGAUCGCGCCCGCCAUCAGUCUGUCGGCAGCGGCCGGCAUCGGCGUGGACGACCUACGCCGCCUGUGCAUCCUGCGCAUGAGUUUUGUGAAAGGCUGGGGGCCCGAUUACCCUCGGCAAAGCAUCAAGGAGACGCCAUGCUGGAUCGAGAUCCACCUGCACCGCGCCCUGCAGCUGCUGGACGAGGUGCUGCACACCAUGCCCAUCGCCGACCCCCAGCCGCUCGACUGAACUCAGAUGGACUCUCUCUCUGCUUGUUGGUGUUGUCAUCGUUCUCGUCAGGUGGGUUUUGACGGUGCUGUGGUGUUAACCCAAAAUAACUCAUUUCAUCCGAAAGGGCAAACUAUAGAUCAGUCAGACUGCUGGACUAGACCAGAGUGCUGUGUUUUCUACAUGAUGAACAUUUGUGGCUUUUUUUUUUUUUUUUUUUAAAUAGAGUAUUUAGUGUAAGAUUUCAGUUGAUUUUACGAUUGCAGUUUUACCAGUCACUACAUUAGGUACACAUGCAUAAAAAUGUUGGUUUAUGAUAUUUUCAGAUGUAUUGAAAAGUAAGGCCACAUUGUUAAGAAAAAUAAUGUAGAAGGGGUAAUAGUCAAAGAAUGCAAUUAUGCGGGCACUAUUAUAAUGACAAGUUCCUUCACAUAAUCGUACAACCAAUUAAAUUUAAUUAUUUUACAACUAAGUUUUGAAAUUAUAUGGAAGAUGUAUGUUAUUGAGAAAGUGAUUUCGCAACAAUGAAUUAAAACAUCUGAAUUUUAGAAGUCAUUUUAAGAGAAAAAAUGGGCUAAUGAUAAAUUAAAUUGUAAUUUCAUCAGAAAGUGAUUUUGUGUGGGGGGGUUAUUAGUAUGAGAAUGUUAAUAUUCUCUUAAUAAAAUGGAAAUAUUACCCCAAAAAUAAGUAUAAAACUUUUACGAGUAAGUCAGAAUUUUGACAAAAAGUGACAUAAGUUUUUGAAAUAAUAAUUUACAAGAAACUGAAGGUGGCGUUAUGAAACUUAAGGUCAGACUUUUGAUGAAGCAAUAGUUGUGUCGCAGAGUUAAACGUCUCAUUAGAUUGUGUACCUCGUGUUGUGGCCAGUGACCGAUCCUCUUGUAUCAGAUCACAAAAUACUAGCAGUAAAUCUACAUUUCCCAGCAGUUUUGAUAGAUUUUGUUAACAUUUUCUUUUUACCUUUUUUUUUAAUUUUUUUAUUAACUGUUUUAUGUUCUAGCACUUUACUUCGACUUAGUUGUUGGAACACUAAAGACGCCAUUUUGUUUUCCCACCUUUUCACCAACAGAUGUUCCUGUUGUGGUUAGUUGGACGUAUUAUUUUUUAAUCAAGUGUUUGUAAAUAGAAAAGAAAACAAUAUGAUCUUUGUAGUGCAUGCUGAUGUCAAUGAUCCCACAUUUAAACUCACUUUUACAUGAAUAAAUCAAGUCAUAAGUGAUACAAACAAGAGACUCAAUGUGGCUUAAAAUGAAACCAUCUUUAUUAAGUAACUUUAAUAUCAGAAAAAUAAAACUCUUAAAAUUCUCUUUACAGCAAAUAUAACAACAUCAGUGCUUAGGCCGCAAUAACUUAAAAGGCCCAUUUAUAAAAUAUAGUCUUGCUUUUUUUAACGCCUGACUCUGCCAUUUUGUAUUAAUUUUUAUAUAUAUAUAUAUAUAUAUGCCAUAAGACUUGCUCCCUACAUAUACAUCAAGUAGUAAAAUUAGCACAAAAACGGCUACUAAAAAAAUUUUACACUUUGUUGAAUACGUAUUAACAGGCAGUUCUUAUAUUCAGCGGUUUAAUUUCACUUAACUAUUUUUUUUACUAUCUUACAUUUUAUUUUUUUAUUAAACGCAGACAUGCUUGUGUAUGCACAUUCCAUAUUUCCAGUGGUGGCGUUCCAAUAAUCUAACUACAAAGUGGAUAAAGCAUAGCAAAUUCAUUCGUGUUUAUCGCCCGCGCAAAGAAAAAUUAAAAAAUUUAAAUCUUAUUGUAAACAUCGGAAUAUAGUUACUUUUUCCAGAUAUAUAUAUUUAUAUAUAUAUAUAUAUAUAUAUAGAAUAUGAAAUGUAACAAAAUAAAAAUAACUUCUGUACAUCUCAGUUCUCAGUCCUUAACAAUAUAAUACAAUAAGCUGAGGGUUGACCAUGUAUAUUGCAUUCACCCCCACCCCAAAAAAAAAAAAAAAAAAAAACACCAACAAAGGACGGAUAUUGAUUAGAGGGAAAAGAACCUGGAGGGUAUCAUCUUGGGUGUCUUAGUUUUCAAGCAAAGAAUCACUCAAACUUGAGUUCAAUCCCAAAUACUACUACCAAAAAAAACUUAAUUUAGUUGUGGAGUGUUUACAUUCCAGGCG
This is a messenger RNA of Syngnathus typhle (broad-nosed pipefish), 3985 nucleotides long. RefSeq names its product mothers against decapentaplegic homolog 4-like. Gene Ontology annotation, molecular function: DNA-binding transcription factor activity, RNA polymerase II-specific; RNA polymerase II cis-regulatory region sequence-specific DNA binding; I-SMAD binding. Bases 355 to 1887 code for a protein of 510 amino acids. The record is from RefSeq and is a predicted model, not a curated record. Lineage: Eukaryota; Metazoa; Chordata; Actinopteri; Syngnathiformes; Syngnathidae. The transcript is spliced from 10 exons. Gene Ontology annotation, cellular component: heteromeric SMAD protein complex. Gene Ontology annotation, biological process: transforming growth factor beta receptor signaling pathway; SMAD protein signal transduction; cell differentiation.